This is a messenger RNA of Leptosomus discolor (cuckoo roller), 734 nucleotides long. The record is from RefSeq and is a predicted model, not a curated record. Lineage: Eukaryota; Metazoa; Chordata; Aves; Leptosomiformes; Leptosomidae.
GGAAGGUGCCAGCCAGCAGCAUCUUGGCCAGCGCUCCCUCCGACAAAAACCUGGACGCCUGGCGGGAGUCGGGCUGCCGGACCAUGCAUUGCAACCUGGAGGUGCUGCAGGAGAGCACCCUGGUCUUCCUGGCCACCAAACCCCACAUCUUGCCGGGAGUCCUGCAGGAGAUCCGUCCUGCCGUGGGACCCCACCACAUUGUUGUCUCGCUGGUGGCUGGUGUCCCCCUCCAGACACUACAGCGGCUUCUCCCCGCUGGGACCAAGGUGCUGCGGCUCAUGCCCAACCUGCCGUGCGUGGUGCAGGCAGGGGCGAUGGUCUUCGCCCGGGGCAGCAGUGUCGGUGAUGGGGAAGCCGCCCUGCUGAAGAGCCUCCUGUCCUCCUGCGGGCUCUGCGAAGAGGUCCCCGAAUCCUACAUCAACAUCCACACCGGCCUCAGCGGCAGCGGGGUGGCCUACGUCUACCUGUUUGCUGAAGCCUUGGCCGAGGGGGCGGUGAAGAUGGGCAUGCCGGGCGGCUUAGCCAGCAGGAUCGCGGCUCAGACACUGCUGGGUGCAGCGAAGAUGAUGCUGGAGACUGGGGAACACCCGGCGAAGCUGCGAGAAGACAUCUGCACCCCCGGGGGCACCACCAUCCAUGCGCUGCACCAGCUGGAGAAGGGCGCGCUGCGGGCCACCGUCAUGAACGCCGUGGAGGCGGCCACCAACCGGGCGUGCGACUUGGCCAAGGACUAG